CCACCACCACCGCCGCCUCCUCCCUCCUCCACCACUUCGAUCGCUCCGCCGUCGACCCCACCUCCAAAUCCCACCGCAUCGGCCUCUAAUCCACCCACCAAAAUCCCCAAAUCACGGCUUCCAUUUCUCGAUUACUGAUGGAGGUCGAAGUGAAGCUCCGAUUGCCCAACAAAUCCGCCCACCAGAAGCUCCUCGCAUCCCUCUCCCCGUUCCACGCCGCCACCCACCACCAGCACAACACCUUCUACGACGGAUCCGCCGCCGAGCUGAGCUCCCGGAGAGCCGUCCUCCGCCUCCGCUUCCACGAGGAGCCCGACCGCCCCAAAUGCUUCGUCACGCUCAAGGCCAACGCCGUGCUCGCCAACGGCGUCAGCCGCGUGGAGGAGGACGAGGAGGAGGUGGACUACUCGGUCGGGAAGGCGUGCUCGGAGAAUCCCCAGAAGCUGAAGGAUGCCGAUUCUAGGGUUUUGCGGAGGGUGAAGGAGGAGUUUGGGAUUGAGAGCUAUGUGAGUUUGGGGGGAUUUAAGAAUGUGAGGAAUGUGUUUGAGUGGAAAGGGGUGGAGCUGGAGAUUGAUGAAGUUAGCUACGAAUUUGGGGAUAUGUAUGAGAUUGAGUGUGAGAGUGUGGAGCCUGAGAAAGUUAAGGGGAUGAUCACGGAGUUCUUGAAGGAAAAUGGAAUUGAAUACUCGGAUUCGGUUAAGUCUAAGUUUGCUAUUUUUCGUGCGGGAAAGCUACCGGCUUACCUAAUAAUGUCUCAUAUUUGAGAAUGUUGCACAACUUUCUUGAGGUAUCGGGUCUUGUGUCUGGGAUAGAGGCAAGCUGCUUCAGUCUUUCUAGUCGGCCAAUAUUGACAACUCUGUAGUUUGAUGUUUGUCUUUUUGCCAGUGUUUAGAUACUUGUGGAGACGAUCCAGUUUUCCUUCAUUACUUUACUUACCAUUAUUGAUGGUUAAUAAUUAAUAAAUCCAUCUUGACUUUAUAUAAAA
Salvia hispanica is the source of this 985-nucleotide messenger RNA. RefSeq names its product adenylate cyclase. The record is from RefSeq and is a predicted model, not a curated record. NCBI's taxonomy places the organism in Eukaryota, Viridiplantae, Streptophyta, Magnoliopsida, Lamiales, Lamiaceae.